Stylonychia lemnae is the source of this 1686-nucleotide messenger RNA. The record is from the annotation of a GenBank genome assembly. Lineage: Eukaryota; Ciliophora; Spirotrichea; Sporadotrichida; Oxytrichidae.
AUGCUUCUAAACGUUCUUAGACUCCCUACUCAUGGUAGAAAUUACAAAGACAAGCAAAUCAUAAGUCAACUCUUACUCGUAAUAUUCUAAUUUUUAAUAGCAAAUGUUAAACAUUCAUGUUAGGAUUACAAAUAUUUUACUGAACUAGGUUCUAAGGAUCACGACAUGCUACUGACUAUGGCUAAAUACAUGCAUGUAGUAACAUUCAAACCGAAUGAAAGAAUGAAUAAGCUACCAUUCCAAAAAUUGGGCACUGGGACUUAGUAAAAUACAGAUUAAUUUAGAUAAGUUGGGGUGGUUAAUUCUGGAAAAUGGCUUUAUUAAUUGUCCCUUCAUUUGAAAAUACCUCUACAUGCUUCAUUUGUGACUGGUCCACUUGACACUGUGUAUUGCUUAACUCUGCCAACAGAAGUAUACAAUAACUGCAUUGCAACUUAGUUCAAGAAGGAGUUACAAGAGAAUAUAAAGUUUCUAUGUUAAUGUGGCUUUGGAAAUUUAAUGCAGCAAAACUAAAUUAUCCUAUUAGCAAGUAAAAUAAAAAGUUUUAAGGUAAAAAGUAAUACUAUUUUAUGCAAGCAGGACCAAAAAUGCAACCAUAUAUUCUUUAUCAAGUCUGGCAGUGUUAAAAUAAUUAGGGAUUUAGCAUUUUACUCAAAAUAAAAAUAUGAUGACUCAAGUAAUCCUAGUAUAUUUAAAGAUGAUCCAUUAAAAUUAACUCUGAAUGAGUCAAGUCAUCACUCCCUGAAUGAAUCCAUAUCAACUACUUAAAACAUAAAUAUAACUGACAAUCCAUACUAGCAAAUCAAAGUUUUCAAUACCAUCAAUAUGUAAAAGCCAGAAAUGCAUAGUAUUUAACUUAACUAGCUUGGCACAUAUUAAUCUUUUGGAGUUGCAUAUUCAGUUAAGGAUGAGGAAGCAAUUGAUAUAGUUCAUGGUGAAAUGCUAAGAGAAGAUUUUGAUAUGAAUGAUGCGUUGAACUACUCCGUGAUGUCAGUUAUGCCUUGCGAGAUGCUUAAAAUAAAGAAGAGAUACUUCCUAUGCUUUGUAUAGGAGAGAGCUUUGAUGACUUACAAGUCUAAUUUAGUUACAAUAUACCCUGACUGGACUCUAAGAAAACACUACCUACAAAAUGAAGAAUGGAAAAGCUAUAAGAAAUACUUUUUAUCAGAAAGACUUGAUGAGAUUAAAGUGUUGAAUAGUAAGAGAUUGAAAUACUUAUAUGGAAAUCAGAAUGCAAUCUUGAGAUCAGAGAGUAGUACAACAAGCGAUGGCUAGACAAGGCAAAUGAGUGAGUAUUCUGACUAAAAAGUCAAAGUGGAUCUAAGUUGUCUUUAGAGAAAUUAAGGAUUUAGCGCUAUACCUGCAGCUUUAAGACUUAGAGCUACAUCUUAAAGAAAUUUCAAUGAAAAAUCACAUUUGAGUAUUACAAGAAAUUAGACUAGUAUUCAGCCUCUUGCUAAUUCUGUUUAGCAGAAUAUUUUAGCAACUAUGAAUAGAAAAUACAUUAGAGAGUAAAAUAUAAUGAUAGAGAAUGUGAAGCUUAAAACUUCUAAAAACCAUUUCCUUGAAAACAAAGAUUUCUACUCUAAAAAGAGGCAAGAAAUAAAAUUUGCUCUAAAUCAGAACGAUAAAGCAAAUGAAGCAUACUAGAAUUUGCACAAAACUUUAAAUAAGCUUGUUGAUUGA